Molecule: messenger RNA, 1503 nt
Organism: Dioszegia hungarica
Lineage: Eukaryota; Fungi; Basidiomycota; Tremellomycetes; Tremellales; Bulleribasidiaceae
Exons: 5
Coding region: 1-1503 (500 amino acids)
Biological process (GO): regulation of DNA-templated transcription
Molecular function (GO): DNA-binding transcription factor activity
Source: RefSeq, a predicted model, not a curated record
AUGUUCAGUGCGCCGCACCAAUCUCAACCUUCGCCUCCGCAUAACUUUGACAAUAUGAAGUCUCCGCUCUUACUCUUCCACGGACAGCCGUCAGCAUCCCCGCUCGUCACAUCCGAUAUGACCGGUCUGGAGAUACAAUACCGCCAGGAGAUGGUCAUCAGCACCAGGCAGGUAGAGCACGUCCCCACACAGCCCGCUUUAACCCCCUCUCUCGCUCAGCCAUACCCUUCCACCUCCACCGCUCUCCACAGUUCCAGUCCCGCAUUCCCCUAUUCGGGCUCUGACCUCCAUCCUCUCGAGCCCCCACAGCCUCCCUUCCCUUCGGACCUCGGACUCCCCCAGCCUCCUCAGCGCGACUUCAACGGUCGGACAGUCUACCCCUACCACCCCAAUCUGGACUACCAAUAUGUGGACCCCCUCGCCACUCAGACUCUCGACGAGUUCCCGUUCCCCUCAGUUGGUACUGCUUCGCUCUCCGCAGAGCAGCAACCACCUCUCGGCUUCUAUCGCCUUCAACAAUCUUUCGAUGUCGAUCGACUCUUGGCAUCAGGCGGUGAUGGCGCGUCGUUCACUCCGGACCCGUACCAUACUUGGCCGCAGUACCGGACCUUCCAAAACACAAGCAUCUCCCCCUCCCAGCCUCUCCAGCUCACCCCCGCUGUAGCUGCGCCGCCAACCAUGACCAAUACCAUCCCUCCUACUCUUCUGCACCUACCUCAGCGUCCAGCCGACCGCCUCGUCCCGAGAGGGUCUGCUCCCAACCCGCCGCUCGCGCAGCAACCCCUCCGCCCAUCGUUGCGUCAAACCCAGAGCUACAACCCGCCCUACCCAUCUCGACCCGACUUUGGUGUGGGGAUAGACCCGCUGCAGACGGUCGGGUACGGGCAAGCCGGUCUGGGGACAGCUGGAGCGGGGGCAGGAGGAUCUUUGGGACGUGCGGCUGCAUCCAGCUUCAAAGAGGACUACUACGUGCCCUACAGCGGCCCCCGUCCAAGCCUAUCCCGCUCCCACACAGCCUCGACCACCGCCCGAUCAUCCACCACCUCCCUCCAGUCCCUGCAGUCUCUCUCCUCCUUCACUUCCCCUACACUGCCACUCGCACCCCUCUCGCCCCGUCGCGCCUCGUACGAGACCGACGUCAGCGUCAGCCCCGAUCUCAGUCCGGACCGCGCGGGUCUCUCCACUGCCCGUCCAUCGACACUGGACAGCCCGCCCAGCGCCGGUACCAGGCGACGGACAUCCACGUCGCCCACGGUUGCGACUGAGUGGGAGCACGUACAGGAUAAGAAGGAGAGGCGAAAGAUGCAGAAUAGGAUGGCGCAGCGCAAGUUUAGGGCAAGGGUGAGGGAGGAGAAGAGGGCUGCUGCUGCCAGUGACGAGAGGGCUAGUGGGACCACAUUGGGUAUGGCUGCGAGGCGGCCCCGCCGCCGACCGCCGAAGAUAUCGGGCCAGGGACUUAUGAACAAUAUCGAUAGUAUCGAUCCGGCGCGGACCGACGACUAG